Lasiosphaeria miniovina is the source of this 3204-nucleotide messenger RNA. Its product is annotated as Spt20 family-domain-containing protein. Gene Ontology annotation, molecular function: transcription coregulator activity. Gene Ontology annotation, biological process: regulation of transcription by RNA polymerase II. NCBI's taxonomy places the organism in Eukaryota, Fungi, Ascomycota, Sordariomycetes, Sordariales, Lasiosphaeriaceae. Gene Ontology annotation, cellular component: SAGA complex. The transcript has 2 exons. The record is from RefSeq and is a predicted model, not a curated record. The coding region runs from base 1 to 3204 and encodes 1067 amino acids.
AUGGCGCCCACCGUCACCGCAGUGCCGGUCCCGUCUGUCGCGUCCAAGAUCAAGCGCCCUAUUCCGCCGGGCAUCCAAACCAAUGGCGUCUCGUCGUCCCGCUCGUCGCCGUCCCCAUCCAUGUCCGCAAAGCGCGCCCCUUCGGCCGUCCGCCAGCCCUCCAACCCCCCCACUACCAACGGAACGGCUGCUACGCCUGUCCGACCUCCCCCUAGCCGUGCGCGUAGGGAAUCGUCACAGGUGCUGGGCCGCGGUCAGAGAAGUGCCGGUCUUAGGUCGACCAGCAUUGUUCCUGACUUUGCCGUCUCGCCGGUGAUCGAGCCACCCCCCUAUGUUAUUACCGAUGAUUACAUCUUGAAGAAGUACGCGGGCAACCCGCCGUCGCUAAUUGUUCACAUGCACCCAACACAUUUCCGCUUCGACCAGCAGGAGGGCAUGUUCCAGUACAAAUCACCCAUGAGGAUAUUUCUGGAACACUUGAAGGCCCGAACUGUCCCGCACGACAUGGUCGAGUACUUUACGCAGUGGGGCGUGCCCUUCUACGAGGGCUGCCUGAUCGUCCAGGUGCACGACCAUAAGUCUGUUGCACAGUCCAAGGAUGUUGCGAAGCCAGCAUCUUCGGCGACCAAAACGACCCCAUUUUCCAUCCAUAAUUAUAAUCCCUACCUAACGCCUUCGCCUUAUGUUCCGUACCCAAAGGAGAACCAGACCUCCAACGGAGAGACACCCCACGCCGCUGAUACCGACGCGACGGAGAAGACGGCCGAGGAGAAAGAUAAAGAAAACAUGCCGGCCCCCAGCGCUCUCACGGACGGUCAGAAGAGCAAGGGCGCGUCCAAGGCUAAGGUGUAUACUGUUGUACUACACCCUACCCAGCAGAGUUUGCAUAUGGAUUUGGCCAUCAAAGCAAGCACGCCGCGCGGAGCAUCAGACGGCCGCGAUGGAAAUGCCCCCCCUCCAACCCCCCAUGGUGUACCGCCAACACCUACUGCCGCGAGCAUGCCACCACCGGCCAAGAAGCAGAAGCGAGAACGAAUGGAGCUGGAUGCUAGCAACAUAUAUGCGGCGGAAGCGCAGAUAUUGCUAGCAACAACUGCGCCGCUGGAUCUAGAGCCCACCAAGAACGCUGAAGAGACCAUCACGAAACUUGAGAAGCUCUCACACCCUGACUAUUCACACAAGCCGCCUCAGCCCAAAAUCCGGAAGAGAACUGUUGCAGAGGUUGCGGCCGACGAGGCACUGGCUGCCGAGCAAGAGCGGUACAUGCUGGCACUUGACGAGCGCCUAUCCUCCAAGUUCGUCCGGUCCCAGGCAGGGGGCAAUGGCGCUGACGGGGAUGGCCAGUCUGGAGGAUCCACUUGGGAGCCCCGGUUUGAGCGAUUCAAGCUCAUUGCAGACAUCAAGAGAGAACAUGCAGAGAAGAAGGAGCAAGAGAAGAUUAAACAGCAAGAAAACGAACGGCGGGUGGCGCUACAGAAGCAGCAGUCCGAACAGCAAGCAGCAGCUCAAGCAGCAGCGCAGGCAGCAGCGCAGCAGCAGAGACAGGCGGAGCAAGAGCGCCAGAGACGAGAGAUGGCCCUCCGCGAGCAGCAGCGCUUGGCGGCUAGUGCGCGAGCAGCACAAGCUCAGCAAGCUCAGCAGGCUCAAGUUCAGGCCCAAGCACAACAGCAGGCUCAGGCUCAGGCUCAGGCACAAGCACAGCAGCAGGCUCAGGCCCAGGCCCAGCAACACGCUCAGGCUCAAGCUCAAAUCCACCAAGCACAGGCACAGGCACAACAGCAGGCCCAGGCCCAGCAAGCCCACCAGGCUCAGGUACAGGCACAGGCUCAGGCCCAGGCUCAGGCACACCAAAAUGCGAAUGGAUCGAAUAUGGGCCAGACUCACCAUGUCAAUGGUGCGCAAAACAGCCCGCUGGCCAACGGAAUGCCCAAUGGAUUGCCCACAAGCAUGGCGCCUCAAGCACAGGGGCGAUUCUCUCAAGUUUCCCAGGCGCAGGUCUCAUCGCCAAUCGUACGGCAGAACACGCCUCAGACGGCGUCGUCUCCCAUGGUGCACGGCGUUCCCAUGCAGCAUUCGAAUUCAAACAUGGGUGGAAGCCCUCCGAGACCUUCAUCCGUCGUCCAAGCCCACGGCAUGUCUGUGCCUAUGGCUGCUAGCAUGUCGGCUCGAGGAAGCCAGCAGAGCCAUCCGGGCGGGACCCCCAGGGUCCGCAACGCGACCCCUAACACGGCAGUCGGAGCGCAAGUUGGAACCCCAAUUACACGUCCGCAGCUGGUGGCUACACCGCGCAUGACGCAGGCAAGCCCACCACCUGGCGCCAUGACACAAGCCCAACAAGUAGGACAGGCCAUGUUGUUGCACAACCAAGGCAUGCCUCAGAUCGCCAGCCAGAACUUCUCAAACGCGCAGUUGAUCGCGCAUCAGCAGCGUAUGAUGCAGCAGCGGAUACAGUUGCAAUCCAUGCAAGCAAACGGGCUUAUGAACAACCCGGCUGGUAAUAUGGCUCUCCAACAGCAGCAAUUGAUGCAGCAACGGCUCCUGCAGCAGCAGAUGCAGCAUCACCAGCAACAACAGCAGGCGCAGCAGCAGCAGCACCACCAGGCGCAACAGCAACAGCAGCAGCAGCAGCAGCAGCAGCAGCAGCAGCGCGGCCAAAUGAUGAACGCUCAGCUGGCACAGCAGUAUUCGCAACAGCUCAGCACCAUGCAGAAUAACAUGCAGCAACAGGCGCACGUAGGUCAGCUGCAGAAUCUCCAGCGACAGCUUGCUGCUCAGGGGCAGACCAUGAUAGGCGGCGCUAUGAGCCCGUCGCAAAUGGCGGCCAUGCAGCUGCAGCUGCAGCAAGUUCAGCAGCAGCAGCAGGCGCAGCAGCACCAAGUGCAACAGCAAGCACAGCAGCAACACCAACAGCAGCAGAUGCAGCAGCAGAUGCUGAUGAACCCUGUCAUACAACAGCAAAUCCGGAACCAGUUUAGCGCCAUCUACACCAAGAGCCUUCCCAACUUUGCUGAACGGUAUAACGGAGCCCACAAUAUCCCGCCGGACAUGCUGGAGACUUUUAGAAAAAGUUGCCAGGUGCAAGCGAGAACUGUGGUGCUGAACGCGAUCUCAGCUAGAAAUAAUCAGGCCCUUCAGAUGCAGCAGCAGCAGCAGGCGCAGCAGCAGCAAGCAGCGAUGCAAGGGAUGAUGCCCCAGGGCAUGUAA